Magnolia sinica is the source of this 3520-nucleotide messenger RNA. RefSeq names its product ADP-ribosylation factor GTPase-activating protein AGD3-like. The record is from RefSeq and is a predicted model, not a curated record. Gene Ontology annotation, cellular component: cytoplasm. The transcript has 19 exons. Gene Ontology annotation, molecular function: protein binding; GTPase activator activity. The coding region runs from base 589 to 3144 and encodes 851 amino acids. NCBI's taxonomy places the organism in Eukaryota, Viridiplantae, Streptophyta, Magnoliopsida, Magnoliales, Magnoliaceae.
UUCCUCGGGAGAGAAUCUCUUUCUCGGUUAUCUUUCUCUCUCUCUCUUCUUCUCUUGCAGCAGUUGCACGACCAUCAGCAAAAACCGCAGAAGUUCCCGAAGCGAAACAAAACACCUUCAAAUCCGGUCAAAAAAUAAAGAAAAAAAAAAAAGAAAAGGAAAAGACAAAGGAAAAGAAAAAGCGGAAAAAAGACGCAUUUCUCCUUCCCUUCCCUCUCUCCUUUUCUCUCUCUCUCUUUCAUCGCAGAAUUCCAUUAUAAAUUCAUCAAUGCCAGCGAUAUUUCCUCCCCUUUUCUAGGGUUUUCUAGGGUUUCUUCUCCGUCCUGUUCUUGCAUUCCAAGGCUUAUGAAGCGCUGUGGGUAUUCGAGCUCGAAUUCUCUGCUGGAGAUGAAUGUUCUUGGAAUCGAAAGAUUUCGGAAGGUUUUUGGUGGAGAUUGUGCGGUUUUUUAUGAUUGAUGGGGUAGAUAUGUGUCCGUGGAGCCGUGUUUGGAGCUUGAACCAAGCGAUACGGGAUGAACGGGCGGUUUAGGGUGGGAAUUUGAUGAGGAUUUGCUGCGGAGCAGGGGAAAGACGUAUCGUGCUCUCAACAUGGUUUUCGCUCGGCUGGACGAUUCUCCUAUGUUUCGGAAACAGAUUCAAACCCUAGAAGAAAGUGCUGAGUUGUUAAGGGAGAGAAGUGUAAAAUUUUAUAAAGGAUGUCGAAAAUACACAGAAGCACUUGGGGAGGCAUAUGAUGGGGACAUUGCUUUUGCAAGCUCCCUUGAAAUGUUUGGAGGGCACAAUGAUCCCAUCAGUGCUGCUUUUGGAGGGCCUGUCAUGACCAAAUUUACAAUUGCAUUGAGAGAAAUAGGCACAUACAAGGAAGUCCUUCGGUCUCAGGUUGAGCACGUGCUAAAUGACAGAUUGCUGCAAUUCGUCAACUUGGAUUUACAUGAUGUCAAGAAUGCUUUGAGGAAUCUUUUGUUGUGGCAGGAAGCCCGGAAGCGCUUUGAUAAGGCUAGCCUUCUUUAUGACCAGGCUCGUGAGAAGUUUCUAUCAUUGAGGAAAGGUACAAAGUCGGAUGUUGCUGCUGUCUUAGAAGAGGACCUCCACAUUGCAAGGUCUUCAUUCGAGCAGGCUCGCUUCAAUCUGGUCACAGUUCUUUCUAAUGUUGAGGCCAAGAAGAGGUUUGAGUUUUUGGAAGCUGUUAGUGGGGCAAUGGAUGCUCACCUUCGUUAUUUCAAACAAGGAUAUGAGCUAUUGCAUCAGAUGGAGCCAUAUGUCCACCAGGUUUUGACUUAUGCACAACAAGCAAGAGAAAGGUCCAAUCAUGAGCAGGCAGCUCUUAGCGAAAGGAUGCAAGAGUUCAAAAGGCAGAUUGAUCGUGAAAGUCGUUGGUCUUCACAUGGCUUACAUAGUUCUCCUAAUGGAGAUGGUAUACAAGCCAUUGGCAGAAGUUCACAUAAAAUGAUUGAGGCAGUUAUGCAAUCUUCUGCAAAGGGAAAGGUUCAAACCAUUCGACAAGGUUAUCUCUCAAAACGUUCCUCAAACUUGAGAGGUGAUUGGAAGAGGAGGUUUUUUGUUCUCGAUAGCCGAGGAAUGUUGUACUACUACCGCAAGCAGUCCAGCAGGCCAUCUGGAGUUGCUAACCAACAAUACAUUCAACGAGGUCAUCACUCUGAACUUGGCUCUGGGCUGCUGAGCCGGUGGCUUUCUUCUCAUUAUCAUGGUGGAGUACAUGAUGAGAAAUCUGUCGCACAUCAUACAGUGAACCUGCUGACGUCAACAAUAAAAGUUGAUGCAGACCAGUCAGAUUUGCGAUUCUGCUUCAGGAUCAUAUCACCAACGAAAAACUACACUUUGCAGGCAGAGAGUGCCAUGGAUCAAAUGGACUGGAUUGAGAAGAUAACUGGAGUUAUUGCUUCACUGCUGAAUUCCCAGUCACCUGAACAGCUUCUCCCUGCCAGUCCAACAAGCAGUAGUCAUGCUCGUGCUGCCAGUAAGAGUAGUUCAUUUGGAAGUUCCGAUAUUGAUCAGUCAGCACUUGAAGAAUGCACAUCAGCGAGGAAAUUCAUUACCAGACCUCAUGAACGUGCGACUAGAAGUUCUCAGCAGCAUCGGUUCAGUAUAAAGCAUGAGAAGCCGAUCGAUGUGCUGAGAAGAGUCGCUGGAAAUGACAGAUGUGCUGAUUGUGGUGCUCUUGAUCCAGAUUGGGCAUCCUUAAACCUUGGCGUUCUUAUUUGCAUCGAGUGUUCUGGGGUUCAUCGCAAUCUUGGUGUACACAUAUCAAAGGUAAGAUCACUGACACUUGAUGUAAAGGUGUGGGAGCCUUCUGUUUUACAUUUGUUUCAGUCGUUGGGGAAUACAUAUGUCAACUUAAUCUGGGAGGAAUUAUUGCACUCGAGAGACAACUUAAAUGAUGAUGGCAUCCUUCCAGUUGCAAGUUCCUAUAAGUCUGAUCAAGGGCAAGAGCAGAUAUUAAUCAGCAAACCUAAACAUACUGAUUCUAUUUUGAUAAAAGAGAAGUUCAUUCAAGCAAAGUAUGCAGAAAAGCUCUUUGUUUGCAAGCCGAUGGUAGAUCAGUAUAUUCCCUCUGUGGACCAGCAGAUGUGGAACAGUGUCCGUAUCAAUGACAAGAAGGCAGCAUACCGCCGAAUAGUCGAUUCCAAUGCUGAUGUCAAUGGCACACAUGAGCAGGCACCAUCUAGCACAUCUUUAACACUAGGCAAAGUGAUACUUUUGCAAGAGCAACCAGCACCCAUGUUAGAACGUAGCUCUAGCAGUGCAAUGGAGAAUUCCUCAAACAAUGCCUCUGCCACAAGCUCUCCAAACUCAGGAAGUACAAGCGGACACCAGAAUGAGAUGGAGGAAGGUUUUGAGGGCUGCUCCUUGCUUCACCUUGCUUGCGAGACCGCCGAUGUUGGCAUGAUUGAGCUCCUUUUACAGUAUGGCGCAAACAUAAAUGCUCCUGAUUCGAAAGGCCAGACACCGCUUCACCAUUGCAUUCUCAGGGGCAGGACUGAAUUUGCAAAGCUGCUUCUCACCAGGGGAGCUGACCCACAAGCAACUGACAAUGAAGGCAAAACCCCUCUACAGCUUGCAAUGGAGAUCGGAACCAUCAAUGAUGAGGAGGUCCUCGUCCUGUUAGCCGACAUGAACAGAUAGCGAUUGUCUGAGCGACACAAGGACCAAUCAUCAAAUAGAGAAGGAUUCUUUAAAGGUAUGGUUUCUGCAUAAUCUAUAGUUUGGAAACUUGGCCGCUUCCUUCUCCAUAGCAAGGUGCGAGUGGCUUUGGUUUUAUAAAGUUGUGGUGUUUUGCCGGCUGCCCUCAGGUGGUUCGUGCAUGGCCAGCCCAUGGAUGUAAGUUAGUAGCCCCGCCCUUAGAAUUAUCAAGAGCAGACCAUUUUUCGGGGCGAUGUAAUUUAAGGCGGCUGUCUAUUUAUAUCCAGUUUGGUUUUUGUUCUGUUUGCUGUUUGUUGCAGCAAAGUAGGCAUUUUGUGAUUGUACAUUGGCUUAUAUUAUGAGGGUUAGUGUUUGUUUC